Molecule: messenger RNA, 402 nt
Organism: Morchella importuna
Lineage: Eukaryota; Fungi; Ascomycota; Pezizomycetes; Pezizales; Morchellaceae
Exons: 2
Coding region: 1-402 (133 amino acids)
Biological process (GO): SRP-dependent cotranslational protein targeting to membrane
Cellular component (GO): signal recognition particle, endoplasmic reticulum targeting
Molecular function (GO): endoplasmic reticulum signal sequence receptor activity; 7S RNA binding
Source: RefSeq, a predicted model, not a curated record
AUGGCACCUCAAGGACGUCUUUCCAACGAUGAGUUCUUCGCGCAACUUACCUCCCUCCUUACGUCCACUUCCGCCAGUGAGAAGAACUCCGUAUACAUUACGCAAAAAGUUCUGAUCCCUUUCUCUGAAGACUCAAAAACCCCCGUUGCACCCAUAGAUCCCGACGCGCCCCUACAGCUCCUCAUACGCGCUACCGAUGGCCAGGAAAAGGCGAAGAAAGUAAAGUUCUCCACAGUAGUGGAAGCUGGGCAGUUGGAGGCCUUUUAUGUACGAUAUGCGGAGGUGGCGAAGUCGGGAAUGACCACCCUGAAGAAGAGGGAUAGGAAGGCCAGGAAGUUGAGGGCUAGGAAGAAGGGGAAGGCAGUCGAGGGUACUACAGCGCCAACCGCUCUAGCAGUAUAG